UCAUUUUCGUCCCGCCCUGUUUUAAAAUGGCGGCGCCCAGGGGAGCGCCAUGCGAGUUGUUUGCCGAUGGAGUUCGGGCGGUUUUAGGGACGUGGCCCGUAUUACAGAUUGCAGUGGAGAAUGGGUUUGGAGGAGCUUUCUCCCAGCAGAAAGCAGAGUGGAUGGUGGACGCUGUGCAGGAAUACUUCAGCAAGAACGUCGAUUUACAGCGCCUUGAGGUGGAGGACUUCCUUGCAGAGGUCCUGAACAACGAGUUUGACACCGUGGUGGAGGAUGGGAGCUUGCCAGAGGUGGCGCUGCAGCUGUGCGAACUGUUCAACCAGUGCUCCCGAGGCCAGCUGGAGGAAGUGAAGGGGAGAAUCGCACAGCUGGAGCUGAAGAGGAGCAGCGUAGGCCGGGGGAAAGUGGUAGCAGCAAGGAGCGCCGGAGAUGAGGAAGAGGAGGAGAGCGGCGAGGAAGAGGCGGCUGCAGAGGCUAUGGACUGCGACGGAGCAGCAGCUACAGUGAUGCCGGCACACUCCUCCGCUCCCUGGCCCCGGACCCAGCCCCGGACCCAGACCCAGACCCAGACCCAGCCCCAGGAGCCCGGGGAGGACGGCUGGACCAUGGUGGGCAAAAAAAAGAAAUAAAACCAUCAAAAGCAAGAACCCUUCUCGCCCCUAUGACCCGUUUACUGCACCCAGGAGUGAACAUCCCAAUUCUGAACCAGACUGGUCUCUCGCUGAAGCAUUCGCUUUAACCAAGUAGCUCCUGAGCUAUAGAUCGGCUCUCGAUUACUUUGAACCAGUUAUUGGCUUAAUUACUCAAGGUUAACGUAAAUUAUUGAUGUAGAAUUUUUGGUUUUUAUUAAUUUAGCAGUCGCUAAUGGAUUUUUUACCCCAUUUGUCUCCCAGUUUGAAAUAGCCAUAUGUAUUAUUUUAGGCUCGGCUCACCGCUUCCACCCCCCCCCCCCCCCCCCCCCCACCGCGCGCUGACUAGGUAGCAGCGAAGACGAACUUGCUGUCUUCCAAAGCCGUCAGCCGCCCGCUUCUUUCCACGCUGCAGCCUCACCGCGCAGCUCCUCAGAGAUACAGCGUCGGAGGACAGCUCUGGGCAGCUUGCAGGCAAGCCCGCUAGACACUGUAGCACCUAGUUAUAGAUGAAGCAGCGAUGGGGGUGCUGCUGUUUAGUCUUGUGCUUAGUUGCUGGGUCUGUUUGUCGGCUAACGUCUUGACCAGACCACCCCUGCUUGCACCAGGGCAGGAAGUUUAUUCUGCUGCCCCUUUCCCAGACAGCAGCCCACGGAAAACAGCACAACACACCGUCAGAGUUACAUACCUUCAGUCUUCUCCUGAAGUCUUUCCUUCUCAUGAGUCUGCUCUCUACACAGCCCUGUAAGACCAGUGCGGUGUAUUGAAUGCCAGUCUUCGGUGUGUUAUUGUAGAUAGUCAGUUCUGGGCUGUCCAGCGAUUGGGGGCUUAAUUCUUGCAGGUGAAGUCCCCAGAGCUCUGAUGUAGAUGGUGUGUGUUUUGUGUUUUUUUUUUUUGUUUUUGUUUUGUGUUUGUUACUCUUGUGUAAAAGACUGCCAGCGUCUGACAGCCUGGCCAGUGUUAAAGACGGUGAGUGUAAUGCACACGCUUGCCAGGUCGUCACUGGAAAUGAGAAUUUGUUCUCUGUUGACUCUGGUUGAAUAAAGUUUUUUGAUUGA
This is a messenger RNA of Polyodon spathula (Mississippi paddlefish), 1687 nucleotides long. RefSeq names its product TSR2 ribosome maturation factor (gene tsr2). Gene Ontology annotation, cellular component: nucleus. The transcript is spliced from 5 exons. The coding region runs from base 27 to 629 and encodes 200 amino acids. Gene Ontology annotation, biological process: maturation of SSU-rRNA from tricistronic rRNA transcript (SSU-rRNA, 5.8S rRNA, LSU-rRNA). The record is from RefSeq and is a predicted model, not a curated record. NCBI's taxonomy places the organism in Eukaryota, Metazoa, Chordata, Actinopteri, Acipenseriformes, Polyodontidae.